Messenger RNA from Lichtheimia ornata, 1548 nucleotides. RefSeq lists its product as uncharacterized. The record is from RefSeq and is a predicted model, not a curated record. Bases 1 to 1548 code for a protein of 515 amino acids. Gene Ontology annotation, molecular function: transcription cis-regulatory region binding; DNA-binding transcription activator activity, RNA polymerase II-specific. Gene Ontology annotation, cellular component: RNA polymerase II transcription regulator complex. Lineage: Eukaryota; Fungi; Mucoromycota; Mucoromycetes; Mucorales; Lichtheimiaceae. The transcript has 2 exons.
AUGGACUUCAGCAAUGACGAUUUCCUCAACUGGGUACUUCAGCAGACCGAGAUUGAGCUACCCCAGCAACCGUUAUUGAAUCCCCAAGAAACUCAAAAGCAACAACCUGCUGGCAGCAAUAAUGAAACAAUGGCAGCAACUACAGCACCCUAUACUUUGACCUUUGACAAUGCACAACCAACGCCUGAUUUGGACAUGCUUUUUACUCCUCAACAAUGGGACCAGGGGAUACCAUUGAUCAACAGCAAUGAUCAUAGUCCUUUGAUGCAGUCAUAUCAUAGUGGGAGCAGCACAAGUGGAAGUUCAUCUGAUAGCAGCGACAAGGAAAGCAGCCCUCUUCCUAGAUCGCCAUCACCUCCAGCUACCAAAGGAAGAUUUACCAGCAAAGCUGCACUCAAACCUUUUAUACCUGAGGACAUUGAGCCACCCACCAAUGCCGACCAUCGUACAAUGCCUACCACGGGUCGACUCGAUUUCCGUGUUACAGCAACCCCUGAUUACAAUGUCUCUGCCUCUGAUUUGAAAAAGAUGACAUCCAAAGAACGACGACAAUUACGCAAUAAGAUCUCUGCUCGCAACUUUCGACAACGAAGAAAAGAUUACAUCACAUCAUUGGAGGAGGAAAUUGAAGAAUUGAAAUCGGAUAAGGCUCAGAUGAGAAAUGAGAUCAACAAGGUGUACGACCUUGUCAGCAAAUUACGCAAGGAAAAUGAAAAGCUGCGUACGGAUAUGAUGAUGGUACGACAACAGCAACAACAACAACCACAACAACCAUCACCCGAUAUACCAACUAUGAGCGUUCUCAACAAUACGGAUGAAAAUGCAUUGACCACGUGGGAUGCUCUUUUACGGGACUCAACAUGGUUAUCACACGCAUCGAUGCCACAAUGGGACUUUUCCCACGUCCUUUCCAAAGAUCAAGAAAAGUCUUCUCUUUCUUUGCGUUUGAAUGCACGAGAAAUGAUCCAACGGUAUCCAUUGCUUGCACCCGCUUUGAUGUCUAUUGUACUCGAUCACACCAUGGGCAUGAGCAGCGAACAACUGCUGGCAGCUUCUACGUCCACAUCAUCUUCAAUUCCCCUUUACAAUAAUCGUGAUGGAAAAGCACUCAUGCCUUUGCUUUACGAGGCGUUACAAGAACGACGUGCAUCGAUAUCUGAGAUAACAGAUGAUGAGGAUAUGGCAACAGCAAGUGAACAAGAUGACGACGAUAGCAGUGACAGCGAUGUCGAUGAAGAGGAUGAUGAGGAUAUGCAACUUGUGAAAAGAUUACAGCAACAGCAAUACGAAGAAGCAGCCUCGGGCGAUUCAAUGUCAUGUCGUGAAUGGGUCAAGAACAAGUUGUGUUGCUUAAAUGGACGAUGCGAGCAGCAAUGUUGUGUACGCAGGUUGGCAUGCUAUGCCAUCACAGCCGCUUAUCAAGCUUGUGUACAACAAUUGUGUGACAUCAAGCAAAAGGAUAUUGAAGGCUGCUGUUCAAAGAACCUCCCAGAGACACCAACAGCUCAUCAAGUAUCAGCUACCUGUGCGGUCCAAUGUGGAUGCUAA